UGCGAGAGCUGGUGUCGUAGUAUGAAUGGAAGGAAUUGCAGUUUAGAUGUGUCUCUAGUCUAGUAAACCAAAUGUGUUUAUUAUAUGCUUUAGUGGUCGAGAUUUGUCAGGAAAUGGAUCCAUUAAAAGCACAACAGUUAGCGGCAGAAUUAGAGGUGGAAAUGAUGGCUGAUAUGUAUAACAGGAUGACUGGUGCUUGUCAUAAAAAGUGUGUUCCUCCACACUACAAAGAGGCCGAACUGUCAAAAGGGGAGAGUGUAUGCCUCGAUCGCUGUGUUUCUAAGUAUCUGGACAUCCAUGAGCGAAUGGGAAAGAAGCUUACCGAGCUGUCUCUGCAAGAUGAAGAGCUGAUGAAGAAAAUGCAACAGGGUGUGACUUCCACAUAGUAACAUUGCCAGCAAAAUAAGGACAUAUAAGUUCUGUAUUACCAUAUUUUUAUGGUGGGAAAAAAAAAAUAGUGAACAGACUAUACUGAUCUGAAGGAAAUCUACUGGACUUUUCAUUUCCAUUAUCUAAGUGACUGAGAACAGUUUUUCUUCACAAAAUAUUGUAGGAGUUGGAUUUUUGAAAGCUGGAUAAUUAUCUAUGCCUUUUAUUUCCCUUUUUUUUAAACAGUCCUGUUGGGAGAAUGAAAAGUCAGUGUAUUAGAGUGUAGCUUGUUUGUUCUAACCAUGUAGUAUUUACUAAAGUGUGCUAAAGAAUUGUGUUACUUGUGCUGAUGAAAUCCAAGUUCCGGUCAUUCUAAUCAAUUUAUUUCUAUUGGUCCAAUAUUGUAUUCUGUAAUAACACUGAAAAGUGUUAAGGCAACAGUGACUCAGAUAUUGGUUAUACCCCAACUUAUUGCUUUUUUGUUGCCCUUGCUGGAUUGCAGGUUGCAUCAUAUAGCAGAUUACUAUCAGUGGCACAGUGAUCUCUCUUUAGUUUUUGUAACAUAUAAGCUGUUCUUAUUCAAAAUUCACAAACUGCAAUAGAAAACAUGCAAUUAAAUAAUUAUUUUCUCUUAUACAAUAAAAGUUACCUUACUCGUAGUGCUGUUUUAUUUGAGGAUCUAACGGCUAGACACUAUUUUCCUCUUCCUGGAACAGUAGCUUUUGAAUGUUUGAUCUGGAGAGUUAGUUAAAGGGAUUCUGUCAUGAUUUUUAUGGUGUCAUUUUUAUUUCUAAAUUACAUUGUUUACACUGCAAAUAAUUCACUCUACCAUAUAAAAUGUAAUUCCUCAACCAA
Messenger RNA from Xenopus laevis (African clawed frog), 1224 nucleotides. It is a transcript of the gene timm10.L, whose product is annotated as translocase of inner mitochondrial membrane 10 homolog L homeolog. The record is from RefSeq and is marked provisional. Lineage: Eukaryota; Metazoa; Chordata; Amphibia; Anura; Pipidae. Gene Ontology annotation, biological process: protein insertion into mitochondrial inner membrane. Gene Ontology annotation, cellular component: mitochondrial intermembrane space chaperone complex; mitochondrial inner membrane.